Macroventuria anomochaeta is the source of this 1161-nucleotide messenger RNA. RefSeq lists its product as uncharacterized. The record is from RefSeq and is a predicted model, not a curated record. NCBI's taxonomy places the organism in Eukaryota, Fungi, Ascomycota, Dothideomycetes, Pleosporales, Didymellaceae. The transcript has 2 exons. Bases 1 to 1161 code for a protein of 386 amino acids.
AUGAUAAGCACACAUGCCAGUAACAGAGAGCUCUACCUCCGCCACGUCCGUGAGCUUUUCCGGAAACAAUACUCGCCGCCGCUGCGAAAAGCCCUUGGAGUCGUGGAGCGAGACAUUGCCGCCGAAACCUUCAACAACAUCGACUACAACCAUGUACCUUCGAUCGCGGUGGAUCGCUACACCAGUCUAUUUAUCCGUAAGGAUAAUGAGCGCUUCGCGAAGUAUGUUGAUGAUGUCUUACUGGGGGCCUCCACAAUCUCUGGUGUAACGCUGUUGCCAUCGACGCUUGUUCGCAAGGCUUGCGAAACCGCUCCCUCCUGGGACACUCGCCAGGGCACAAUAUGCAGGGCUCAAGUGGACGCAAUGCAGAAAGGGAUCCAACGCAAGGUCAUUGAUGGUCAGUGGCGGACUCUGGUCGAAAGUGUCCGCAACGCUGGAGUGCUUCAAUCAUCCGUAGCUGUCUGUGACGUGAGCGGCAGUAUGUUCGGCCCAAAGUUCAACGAUGGUUCGACACCGUUACACUCGUCCAUUGGACUUUCACUUCUCAUCUCCGAGGUCACGAGCGGUCCAUUUGGGGGAUAUAUCAUCACGUUCUCAGAAAAUCCGCAAGUGCACGAUCUCAGAGAUGCGGGUCAUAAACUGAAUGGCUUGUGCCAUACAGUGGAGUAUGUACGACGCAUGGGCUGGGGCAUGAAUACCAAUAUUGUUGCUGUCUUCGAGCAUCUGCUCGAAAUUGCGAAGGCCAUCAGUGUAUCGCAAGAUGAAAUGGUCAAGCAGGUCUUCGUCUUCAGCGACAUGCAAUUCUAUCAAGGUAUGGAUCAAGCAGUCUGGGCGUCCUUUUUCGACCGCAUCAAGACCGCCUACGCCGAUGCUGGAUAUGACAUGCCGAAGCUCGUCUUCUGGAACUUGGCCGGCGCGACUAGCAAGCCAGUGACCGUCGAUGACCAGAACACAGCGCUUGUGUCAGGUUACUCGCAGGGUAUGCUCAAAGCGUUCCUCGAAACUGGGGCGCUAGACGAUGUGGAGGAGAAUGUUAAGCAGGCUGUCGAGGGCGAGAACGGCAUGGUGGAAGUCAAGAGGGUGGAGAAGAUUGAUCCACUUACGGCGGUGAAGAAAGCAGUCGAGCAUAAAGCGUACAGUAUGUUAAAUAUCGUCGACUGA